AUGGGCUUCGAGGACAAGCGCGUCGCCAUCGUCGGCGGAGGCUUGGGUGGCAUGUCUUUCCUGAAUGCUGCCCUCUACGCCGGCCUAAAGAACGUCCAACUAUACGAGCAGGCCUCGCAAUUCUCUGAAGUGGGCGCCGGAGUGAACAUCACUUCCAAUGCCAACCGCAUCUUAGACGCCUUUGGUCUUCAUGAUAGCAUGACACGCAAGUCCUCGCGCAAGUUGCCCUGUUACAUGGAGUACCACAGCUACAAGACUGGGGAGUACCUGGGUCACAUUGAAGAGUUCUCGCAGCCGCCAGCACGUCUGCUGCACCGGGCCCACCUUCUGGAUUCGCUGAAGGAGCGAGUCCCCGAGUCCAGUCUGAACUUGGGAAAGCGAUUGGCUUCCAUUGACCGAAACACUGCGGCGGGUACCGCGCCGUAUACUCUGCACUUUGAAGAUGGCAGCACCGCGGAGGCUGACAUCGUCAUUGGAUGCGACGGGAUCAAGUCGAAUGUGCGCCUGGACAUGGGCUUAGGUGACUCUCCCAACUAUUCAGGCCAGGUUGUGUACCGUGGUUUCGUCGACUACAAAGACUUGCCUAAGGAGACGGCACAGCUUCUCCGCAAGACGGUCAACUUCCGUGGUCCUAAGCGCCACGUCCUGAUCUUGCCUAUCGGCAACCAAGAGACCCAGACGGACCGUGCUGCUGUCAUUGGCUUUAUGUCCGAGUCUCUUGAGGCUUGGGACUCGGAGAGCUGGAUGUCCCGCUCUGACAUUGACAGCCUCCAGGAGCAUGUGCGCGAUUGGUGCCCGCAAGUACAACACAUCAUCGAAGGUCUACGUAAGGGCUCUAGCGAUGGCAAGAUGCUAAAGCAAGCACUUUAUGUGCGCAAUCCUCUGGAUAAGUGGUAUGAGAUGAAGGAUGAUCAGAAGGAUUCGGGAAUCAUCCUCCUGGGUGAUUCCGCCCACUCGACUCUCCCGCACCAAGGCCAGGGAACUUGCAUGGCCAUUGAGUCAGGCAUUGCCCUUGCAACCAUUCUGCGCCACUGGAAGACUGACGAUCUGGAGGCCGCAUUCAAAUUCUAUCAGGAUCUGCGCAAGCCCCGGACAGACCGGGUCACACAGACCAGCUAUGAGGCUGGAAAGCUUGCGAGUGCGGACACACCGGAUCAGAUGACUAGCAACUUUAACCCGCAAGCACUUGGGGAACGCAUGAAGUGGAUUAUGGAGUACAAUGUCCUCGAAGACUUGAGGGUCAAAGGUGCUGACGUCCUGGAUUUCCACGACUCCCGACUGUAA
Messenger RNA from Penicillium macrosclerotiorum, 1284 nucleotides. RefSeq lists its product as uncharacterized. Lineage: Eukaryota; Fungi; Ascomycota; Eurotiomycetes; Eurotiales; Aspergillaceae. The coding region runs from base 1 to 1284 and encodes 427 amino acids. The transcript has 2 exons. Gene Ontology annotation, molecular function: FAD binding; monooxygenase activity. The record is from RefSeq and is a predicted model, not a curated record.